AUGCACCACUCUGGCGAGACAGUCUGCGGGCAGAUAGGGUCUCAUCCUGCAUACCAGAUGGAGCUGGUAAACGGCCGCCCUGGACACAGAAUUAACCUGCGCCUCCAUGGACAGCUGCGAGUCCAAAAUGACUCCCAAGCUGUGCACCUGGUUCUUCAGGGGUACAGUUACCCCAUUCAGGACCAGGGAGUCCUCCACACCUGCCCACCACCUCCUGUCCCACCAAAACAGUACUUCUGUCUUGUCAGGAUUCAACCUCAAUCUGUUCGCCGCCAUCCAUCCUACAACCGCCUCCAGGCACAUAAGAGGCUGCUGGAUCAGGCCAGCAGUCCAUCUAGUCAGGAAUCCUGUUCUCACAGCGGCCACCGCUAG
Messenger RNA from Podarcis lilfordi (Lilford's wall lizard), 372 nucleotides. Lineage: Eukaryota; Metazoa; Chordata; Lepidosauria; Squamata; Lacertidae. The record is from the annotation of a GenBank genome assembly.